This is a messenger RNA of Melampsora larici-populina 98AG31, 2412 nucleotides long. RefSeq lists its product as uncharacterized. NCBI's taxonomy places the organism in Eukaryota, Fungi, Basidiomycota, Pucciniomycetes, Pucciniales, Melampsoraceae. The transcript is spliced from 2 exons. The record is from RefSeq and is a predicted model, not a curated record. Bases 1 to 2412 code for a protein of 803 amino acids.
AUGCCUUGGAUCUCGAGAUGGCUCGGAGCUUUACAAGUGCUUCUCCUUUCAUCGCUUUCAAUACAAAUGGACCACACAUUUGAUUUUGAUGACUUGUCUUCAAGUCCAAUAACUAAGUCUGAUAGCUUUGGGGAUAUACAUCUUUUGAAAGCAGCCAGAUGUAAAAGACAGAAGAUUGAACCACAAAACAGGCAGUCCAGGAUUUAUAAUCUUGACGGUGAUCUUGACACUGGAAAAGUAUCCCUUGGACCUAAGUGUGCGAACUGUGAAGUGUAUCAAGCUGGAAACCCCAGCUUAGAUUUAUCACUCAACUCUCUACAGGGGAAGAGCUCAAGCUUAGAGAAGUUCAAGGGUAUAUGGGUCAAGACAGAAGAUAUGAAUGAUCCCUUUCACCCCACAGAGAAAUCCUCAAGAAACAUCCUCAAGAACCCUGCAGCCAGAUCAAAUGAAGCGGGAUCAGGAAAAUCGUGGCUCAAUCUUGGCCAACCUGAAAAUGGUCCUGAAAAUUUGACAAGAAACAACCUGAAAAAGAUGUGUCCACAUGUGGACUCUGUGGGUUCAAACCACCAAUGUACUUCAAGAGAACCCUGGCUAACACUUGGACAUCAACACAAUGUCCAAGCAGGAUGUGAAGGUAGAAAGAUCGAGCAAGUUGAUCCUGGUACCAGUAUUGUGUCUGCUUCAUUCAAGCAAUCUGAUAUAGAAAGCUCCUUCACAAAGAUAUCCAGCUUGAGAUUGUCACCACAUAAUGAAGACGGCAUGGGACUUCAAUCAAGAAUUUCUAGCAGCUCAUCCAAUACAGAUAGCUCUGAUCCACACCAUCACCAUCAAAUCAAUCUUUACCAAACAAAUGCCACCAAAGAUCAAAAAGGGCCUCACACAACAUUUCAAGAUCCAGCUGACAGUUCCCAGGAUGAUUUAAACAAUUCAGGAGCCGGUGGUCCCAACAAGAAGCAUAAAGGUCUAGUCUUGGAAAAGGUACCACAUGCAGAGGUAGCAGUUGGUAACAGCCUUCGAAACUCUCAAUCUCUAAACAAAACAAAAUCAUCUUUACAACAGAAGAAUUCUGGAAGACCAGCAAAGUUGGGAUCGAUUGACUCGGAAUUUGACUUGGCACAUGCAAUCAAGUCCAUUGCACAAUCUAAGAAUGUGAUCCUCAAAAUAUUAUACAAAGACACCAAGACUUGGUUUUCCAGACUAAGGGACAGGAUUUGUGAAAAGGGUGCCAGAGAAAAUUCUGGAUACAUGAAAGGUGGUAAAAACUAUGUCUUUGUCACAAGAGCAACCUCCGAGGGACAUGUGAUCACCACUCUCUUUCUGAAUUGCAUGAAGCUCCUUCAUAGAGAUGAACAUUCUGUUAUGCCAAGUUGGGAGCAUGGAAUAUUAGUUGAUGGUUGGACUUUCAUACAACAGCUUUUCAAUCAAUGGAUGAGCAUGAGCACUGACUUGCAAAGGUGUGAGCAACUCCAUCGCUAUGAUCAUAUUGAUGAACUUCAGCCUGAGGUUCUUUUCAAUUAUCUGAAAAAUAUACGUCAACACAAGAUAUCCCCAAAGUUUUUAUGGAGCUUAUGGAAGAGAUGGUACAGGGAUUCAAAAUACUCUGAGAAAAUAUUCCUUGCAACUGAAGAGCACUUUAUUAUGAAAAUACAACAGUUAAACUUGCACAAUGGUCACAAUGGUAUAUCAAAGCAAGGGAAAGGACUCAUACAAAGAGGUCAGACAAUAGAUAACAAAGAUUAUCAUCAAAAUGUGCUGCAGGAACACAUUUUACAAUUUCAUAAGCUUACAAAACCAUCUCCAUUUGGGAGAGAUUUGGUCAUCCUGGCUCAGCAUAUUGGUAGAUUUGAGCUGGAUCUCUUGGAACAUCAUGAGCCAGUUACAGAAUGGCUUGAAAGUCUGUUGAAGUAUAUGGUAUCUGAGAUUCAUGUACAAGAUGACAAAAAGAGACAUGCUGUGCAAACCAUCUCUAAUUAUGUCAAGACAAUGUACUACAGAGUGAUUCCAAUAUUUUUGGGUAUAUUAAAAUUGAUGGAAGAUUCAAAUCCUAUGAUGGGAAUCCAAGAAAGAGAUACAACUGUUUCAGAUGGGUGGGAAUUCAUGAAGUAUCAUCUAGGUCAUUGGAGAAAGAUUGAUAUUGGAAGUGUGUUUGGCUUCCCACUUGCACAUCCUAUUCCAGAAGACCAUAAGAUUAAAGAAAGCUAUAAUCAAUUUAAAGGAAUUCUUUCAAUAGGGAACCCAAAUCUUGUCCCUUUGAAGAAUAUCCACCGGCUUUACUACCUCAAAAAUGCACCUGCUAAUGAUGUUUUUGAUUCAGAUACCAUCAAUGCUGAGGGUAAAAUCUUUCAAAUAAAGCUCCAGGAGAUCUAUUCACAACUUCAAAAUGUGUAUCUCAGUAAUGCUAAAGCAACAUGA